GCGUAAAUGCAUGGAAAAUAAACACAUCGCUAUUUCAAAUGUCUUGAAUAAUCGCUUUCGUGUACAAUUCCUUUAAAUAAAGUCAGUACACAAAUCAUCUAAAAUAUUUGGGACUAAAAUAAAAUAUUUCCUGUCCAAAAGACAAGGAAAAUAAGUACAAAAACUCGGGGCAAGCUAGUCAGCUAAGCUAAAGCAAAUAUGUUUAUUUAUCUCAGUAAAAAGAUUGCCAUUCCAAACAAUAUCGUUUUAAAAUGUGUGUCCUGGAACAAAGAUCAAGGUUUCAUCGCCUGUGGAGGAGAAGAUGGCCUUUUGAAAGUCCUCAAACUUGAGACUUACACAGAUGAUGCUAAAUUAAAAGGCCUGGCUGCUCCCAGCAAUCUGUCCAUGAAUCAAACGCUGGAGGGCCACAGUGGUGCAGUGCAGGUUGUGACGUGGAAUGAACAAUACCAGAAACUCACCACCAGUGACCAAAAUGGGCUUAUCAUUGUCUGGAUGCUUUACAAAGGUUCAUGGUAUGAGGAGAUGAUUAAUAACAGGAAUAAGUCUGUUGUGAGGAGCAUGAGCUGGAGUGCUGAUGGUCUAAAGAUCUGUAUCGUGUAUGAGGAUGGUGCUGUGAUUGUGGGCUCAGUGGACGGAAACAGGAUCUGGGGUAAAGAACUGAAAGGGACUCAGCUGGCACAUGUGGCCUGGUCUCCUGACAGUAAGAUCCUGCUUUUUGGAAUGGCCAAUGGAGAGAUCCACAUCUUUGAUAACCAGGGAAACUUCAUUAUGAAGAUGACCAUGAGUUGUUUGGCGAAUGUAACAGGUGCCCUCAGUAUAGCAGGUAUCCACUGGUACCCAGGCACAGAGGGGUAUCUGGAGCCAGACUGUCCCUGCUUGGCUGUUUGCUUCACCAAUGGGCACUGCCAAGUGAUGCGCCAUGAGAGCGAUGACAAUCCUGUGAUUAUCGAAACAGGCAUGUGGCAUGUUGCCAGUAUCCAGUGGAAUCACUGCGGCAGUGUUCUGGCUAUAGCUGGAUCACUCAGAAACAGUGGAGCCGAGAAAGACAUAAACAUUGUUCACUUCUACACGCCAUUCGGAGAGCACUUGCGGACUCUGAAGGUACCGGGUAAGCAGAUGACUGCUGUAUCAUGGGAAGGUAGAGGACUCAGAAUCGGCCUGGCUGUAGAUUCCUACAUUUAUUUUGCCAACAUUCGGCCAGAUUACAAGUGGGGUUACUGCAGUAACACGGUGGUGUACGCAUACACACGUCCUGAUAGGCUGGAGUACAGCGUUGUGUUCUGGGACACCAAGAAUAAUGAGAAGUUUGUGAAAUAUGUCAAGAGCCUUAUGUCCAUUACUACCUGUGGAGAUUUCUGCAUCCUGGCCACCAAAGCAGACGACACACACCAACAGGAGGAAAAAGAGACUGAAGCUGGAUCUGCUACGUAUGUCCUGGUGUUGUGUAACUCAAUUGGAACCCCACAGGACUCUAAAUACAUUGACAUCGACCCCCUGUUCAUUACUAUGACAAAGACUCAUGUGAUCUCCGCAUCUAAGGAGGUGUUUUACGUUUGGCAGUAUCGUGUUGCCAAGAAACUCACCGCUCUUGAAAUCAACCAGGUCACCAAGACCCGAAAAGAAGGUCGAGAGAGGGUUUAUCACAUUGACGACAGUACAAGCGGAAUAUCGGAUGGGACAGUGAACUUUGCCAAGGCCUUCUCAGCCACCAGAGAUCCAAUUUGCUGCAUCGCAGCAUCAGACUGGAUGCUUAUAGUGGGUCGUGAGUCUGGUAUCUUGCAGAGGUACAGUCUGCCCAACAUUGGCCUCCUGCAGAAAUACACCCUCACCACCAGACCAUUUCAGCUGUCUCUCAACUGUAACUCCAGCCGUCUGGCUAUUAUAGACAUUACAGGGCUGUUGACAUUUUUGGAUGUAGAGACACAGGGUUCGUCAAGGGACACAGAGGGUUGGUCUGCAGCUGGAGACCCAUCUAAAUUCGAGCGCAAGGAUGUCUGGGAUAUGAAAUGGGCCAAUGACAAUCCAGAUCUGUUUUCCAUGAUGGAGAAAACCAGAAUGUAUGUCUUCAGAAACCUCGACCCUGAGGAGCCGAUUCAAACAUCUGGCUUCAUCUGCCACUUUGAGGAUCUGGAGAUCAAAUCUGUUCUUUUGGAUGAGAUUAUGAGGGAUCCAGAGGUUCCAAAUAAAGAUUAUUUAUUGAACUUCGAGAUUCGCUCACUGAGGGACAGCCGAGCACUGAUUGAGAAGGUUGGAAUUGAAGAUGCUUCUCAGUUUAUAGAGGACAAUCCCCACCCGCGCCUAUGGCGUCUUUUGGCAGAAGCGGCGCUGCAAAAGCUGGAUUUGAAGACAGCUGAGCAGGCGUUUGUGCGCUGUAGAGAUUAUCAGGGCAUUGAAUUUGUGAAGAGACUGAGCAAUCUGCAGAGUGAAGCCAUGAAACAGGCCGAAGUGGCUGCUUACUUCAGCAGGUUUGAGGAGGCAGAGAGGAUGUACCUGGACAUGGAUCGCAGGGACUUGGCGAUCAGUUUGCGGAUAAAGCUUGGUGAUUGGUUCAGAGUCCUGCAGCUGCUCAAGACAGGGUCAGGUGACUCAGAUGAUGCACUGCUAGAGCAGGCCCACAACGCCAUCGGAGACUACUUUGCAGACAGACAGAAAUGGUUAAAUGCAGUGCAGUAUUACCUGCAGGGUCGUAAUCAGGAGCGUCUGGCUGAAUGUUAUUAUAUGCUGGAGGACUAUGAUGGUCUGGAGAGACUUGCAAACUCUCUACCAGAGAACCAUAAACUGUUACCAGACAUUGGUCAGAUGUUUGUUACUGUGGGGAUGUGUGAGCAGGCAGUCGGUGCAUUUCUGAAGUGUAAUCAGCCUAAAGCAGCUGUGGAUGCCUGUGUGCAUCUAAACCAGUGGAACAAAGCUGUUGAACUUGCUAAAAACCACAGUAUGAAGGAGAUUGGCCCUCUGCUGUCCAAAUAUGCCUCACACUUGCUGGAAAAAAACAAAACAUUAGAGGCUGUGGAGCUGUACAGGAAAGCCCACCACUUCCUGGAUGCUGCUAAACUCAUGUUUAAGAUUGCUGAAGAAGAGGCGAAAAAGAGAACAAGACCAUUACGAGUGAAGAAGCUGUAUGUGCUCGCUGCCCUGCUGGUGGAAAACUUCCACACUCAGAUCAAAAGUUCACAGCAAAGCAAAACCAAGGGCAAGAAAUCAGAGGCCACCAGUGCAUUAGCAGGGCUGUUAGAGGAAGAUGAGUCGUCUUCAGACAGCCGUAUCCUGGAUGACGCCUGGCGUGGGGCAGAGGCCUAUCAUUUCUUCCUGCUCGCACAGAGACAGCUGUAUGAUGGCAAGGUGGAUGCAGCCAUGAGGACAGCUCUUCAUCUCCGUGAUUAUGAGGAUAUUAUACCUGCUGUGGAGAUUUACUCUCUGCUAGCAAUCUGCUCCUCUGCCAAUUGUGCAUUUGGUACAUGCUCACGUGCCUUUAUCAAGUUGGAGUCUCUGGAAACACUGACUCCAGAUCAGAGGCAACUGUACGAAGACCUGGCCCUGGAGAUCUUCACCAAACACAGCCCACGAGACACCCGGCAAAGCCAGCAAGACAGCCUCACUGAUGGGCCUGAGGGCAAGUUACCCACUUGUAUCGUGACAGGAAGAGUGAUAUCUGAGUAUCAGUUCUGGUUGUGCAGUGUGUGUAAACAUUGUGCUUUGGAGCAGGAAAUUACACAACACAACUUCUGUCCUCUCUGCCACUCUUCAGUGGCAUAAACUUCAUCCUGUGUCCUUUCCAAUGCUCAUCUCUUGCUCUGUCAAAUUUCAGACUUUUUUUUUUUACAUAGUGCACAAUGAACUCUGCCAUAGAAUUACAAGGUUCAAUAUAGCUGCAAGCAAUGAUGACGGGCCCAAGCACCAUGGGUCCAUUUCCUCCCGGUGGCUUUCGGAAAACAACGCAAGGUGGACACAUGCAUUUGGCAUUUGACAUUCUCCUAAACAAUUUUGAAGCAAUUUGGGUAAAUAUAAGAGGACUAUUUUAAAGUCUGUUUUAAGAGCCACACUUCCUGCUGCCAGGUGGUGGCGCUAUGACCGUGACCCAAAAUAGUCACAUGUGAAUAGUCCUCAAGACUAAACAUACAUCACAUUGCGCACAGAAGAUAUGAGACAUCUUUUUUCCCAUUUUUCGCCAUUAAUUUAAUGCCUCGCUAUGGCAACACCGUUCGAUAUAUCAAAAAACUGUUCACAAUUUAGCAUCUUCUAUGUCUUGGCAUAAUAUUGUCUUAAUGUGGUGACAGUCUCAUGAAUCCCAUAGGAGGAGUAUUUAAAAGUUCAGAGUCUGCAAUAUUUAAAAAAAUCCAAAAUGGCCGACUUCCUGUUGGGUGGAGCUAAUAACUAUAAUUAUGAAAGUUGUCCGGCUUGAUGAGAACUAUAUAUGUACCAAUUGUGGUGACUGUAGGUGAAAAUGGGGAUGCUACAGAGGCCGUCUUACACGGCCAUUUUAAAGGGGACGGUAAAGAGCCCCCCCCCAUAUGCCGUUGCUAUGGCAACACUAUUUAAGAUAUCAAAUAUCCCUUGACAGUUUUACAUCAGCAGUGUCUUGACAUUAUUCUAAAGAAUUUUGAAGCAAUUCAUGUAAACAAAAGAGGGCUAUUUCUAGGUCUGUUAAAAGUGCCAUACUUCCUACUGCCAGUUGGUGGCACUAUGACCGUGCCCCAUAAUAGCCACAUCCAUGUGAUUAGCCCCCAUUACCACACAUACAGCUGAAUUUUCAUCAAAAUCACACAAUGCUCACAGAAGAUAUAAGGCAUUUUCUGUUUUCCAGUUUUCACCAUAAAUGUAUUGCUUCGCCAUGGGGACACCAUUCAAAAUUUUAAAAAUCCAUUUGCAAUUUAGCAUCUACAGUGUCUUGGCAUGAUGUUGCACAAAUUUGGUGCCAGUUACAUGAAUCCCUUAGGAGGAGUAUUUAAAAGUUCAGAGCCUGCAAUUUUCAGAAAAUCCAAAAUGGCCGACUUCCUGUUGGGCGAGCUAAUGUCUGUAACUAUGAAAGUUGUUCAGCUUGAUGAGAACAAUAUAUGUGCCAAGUUUGGUGACUCUAGGUGAAAAUGGGGGUGCUACAGAGACCCCGUUACAAGCCCAUUUUCAAGGGGACCUGCAACUUUGCCCAGCCCUAAUGGCCGACGACUCUGAUGUGUGUGCAAUAUUCAAGAGUUUUCACGCUUGUUAAGUACCUAAAACCUUGAAAAGAAUAAUAAAAAUAAUCCUUAGAAGAACAAUACGGCUUCUGCACUUUCAGUGCUUGGACUCUAAAAAUGUCAUUUGGAUGUUCAAAAAUAUUUAUUUAUUAUUUUUGUCUGUUUUGUAUACCAAUUUCAUAUAUUGAUGUAUAGAUUUACAUUAUUUACUUCAGUAUUUUAUGUAGAAAUAUGAGUGACUCAUCUUAGAAAUGGGUAACAUACUGUACGUGUGUAAUUAUGUGAAACAAAUCCUAACAAGCAGAAGACAAACAUACUGCUCCAAUAAAUGCAUUUUGUAUAUUAAAUAUAAUUUUUCAGUUAAAAUAUAACAGGUUGAGUGCUCUUGUGUCUUUAUCAACAAUCGUAACUAGCUAGAAAAAA
Myxocyprinus asiaticus (Chinese sucker) is the source of this 5594-nucleotide messenger RNA. It is a transcript of the gene wdr35, whose product is annotated as WD repeat domain 35. Lineage: Eukaryota; Metazoa; Chordata; Actinopteri; Cypriniformes; Catostomidae. The record is from RefSeq and is a predicted model, not a curated record. The transcript is spliced from 28 exons. Bases 199 to 3753 code for a protein of 1184 amino acids. Gene Ontology annotation, molecular function: protein binding. Gene Ontology annotation, cellular component: non-motile cilium; intraciliary transport particle A. Gene Ontology annotation, biological process: intraciliary retrograde transport; protein localization to cilium; non-motile cilium assembly.